Molecule: messenger RNA, 1212 nt
Organism: Peronospora belbahrii
Lineage: Eukaryota; Oomycota; Peronosporomycetes; Peronosporales; Peronosporaceae
Source: the annotation of a GenBank genome assembly
AUGAUGGCCAGUGAAAAGAACUUUGAUCGCAUUACCGCUCCAUUUAGCGACGAUGUGAUUGGAAGCGUCCUUACUCGGUCUGGAACCUCCAGAUGCUAUGUCGUGGAACCGAACUUCAAUACCUCCGUAAGAUCUUCACAGCAGCAACAACUUCAGGACAUGCCCCUUUCUACUGCAUCGCUACAUCCGUUGACAAAGUUUUCGUCGUUGCCUGUUUCCGCGACAAGUGCGGCCGAAUCGAUCGAACGCUUCUUGCAAACAAAACUCCAAAGUGACGGUUCCUCGAUGGCACCAGCUCGCUAUUAUGCGUUUCAUCCCAGUAUGCAUGGUUCAGUUAAUGCCUUGUACCCGCAGACUUUUGUUCCAUAUGCGUCAACGGAUUCGCUUGCAAGAACCGUCUCGACCGCGGUUGCUACUAUGUCCAUCAGUUGUUCAGAUGUGUCACCUACACGCCAGAAGAAGUGGUGGGCGAGUAUGCGAUUGAAAGCAUGUCGUGAGCAAUGUCGAACCAACCAAGCAAGGUAUCGCCAGAAACAGCGUGAGUAUGUCGUAAAGCUCGAGUCAACCGUAGCACAACUACGCGAGGAGAUCCCGACGCUGGAGGUGCAGCAUCGCCGUCUUCGGUACGAUCCACGGCAACGCGUUCGAGAUGUUGUCGCCGAGUACUUUCAGCUUUUUCACCACGGGGUUGGGAGCGAUGCUUUUGAACAAGGAUCGGUACAUACAAGUGACGUGCUUCGUGCUUCCAAAGCUCAGCAGCAGUUGAUGUUUUUGCGAUCAACCAUGGCGCCAAAUGUUGACUUUGGUAACGUGUGUGGAGUGGAGAUGCUAAUGAAGCACUGGCGUCGAAUGUCAGAAUAUCAUGAAAAUCUGCGGUUUCAACUAUCGCAUAUGGAGAAAGUCUCCGAUAUCAUUGUUAUUGCUACAGCUAUCCUGAGUGUAACUAUCACGAAAACAACGCUGAAGUACGUCUUUCCUCACCUCAUGAUGUCUGAUAAUGUCGAGGAUUUAUCUUUGGCAGUGAAAUUGCUCGGCCACAAACUAGACUACCCGUGCUCAGUGUUGUUUCUUUGGAAUGAAGAAACCAGUCUCGUGAUGCGAGUAGAGACCAAUAUCGACAUAACAUUGCCAUUCCUUAAACUUCUAGGUAAUUUGAAGGACGUCUCCCGUGUAAUUGAAGGAGCUGCCAUGACCCCAACUUCCUCACUAUAA